AUGUCUGUAGCAGGAAGCUAUGCCGAAAGGGCAUCCACGCACGCUUCGCCUGUGGCGGCGAAAUUGUUCCGGAUCAUGGAGCAGAAGAAGACGAACUUGUGUGCGUCGUUGGACAUCACGACAACGGCGGAGUUGCUGGCGGUGUUGGACAAGGUGGGGCCGUACAUCUGUCUGGUGAAGACGCACAUCGACAUUGUGUCGGACUUCACGUACGAGGGGACGGUGGUGGCGCUGAAGGCGCUGGCGCAGAAGCACAACUUCCUUGUGUUCGAGGACCGGAAGUUUGCGGACAUCGGGAACACGGUCAAGAACCAGUACAAGUCCGGGGUGUUCCGGAUUGCGUCGUGGGCGGACAUCACGAACGCACACGGGGUGACCGGGGCAGGGAUUGUGUCGGGGCUGAAGCAGGCGGCGGAGGAGACGACGGACGAGCCCCGGGGCCUGCUCAUGCUUGCGGAGUUGUCGUCCAAGGGCUCGCUUGCCUACGGCGAGUACACGGCGAAGACGGUGGAGAUCGCCAAGACGGACAGAGACUUUGUGAUCGGCUUCAUUGCGCAGAGAGACAUGGGCGGCCGGGACGAGGGCUUCGACUGGAUCAUCAUGACGCCCGGCGUCGGCUUGGACGACAAGGGCGACGCCUUGGGCCAGCAGUACCGCACGGUGGACGAGGUCGUCAGCACGGGCUCGGACAUCAUCAUCGUCGGCAGGGGUCUCUACGGCCAGGGCAGAGACCCGGUCGAGCAGGCGCAGCGGUACCAGCAGGCGGGCUGGAACGCGUACUUGAAGAAGAUCGGCCAGCAAUGA
This is a messenger RNA of Pichia membranifaciens NRRL Y-2026, 804 nucleotides long. RefSeq lists its product as hypothetical. Gene Ontology annotation, biological process: 'de novo' UMP biosynthetic process; 'de novo' pyrimidine nucleobase biosynthetic process. The transcript has a single exon. Gene Ontology annotation, cellular component: cytosol. NCBI's taxonomy places the organism in Eukaryota, Fungi, Ascomycota, Pichiomycetes, Pichiales, Pichiaceae. The record is from RefSeq and is a predicted model, not a curated record. The coding region runs from base 1 to 804 and encodes 267 amino acids. Gene Ontology annotation, molecular function: orotidine-5'-phosphate decarboxylase activity.